This is a messenger RNA of Acanthaster planci (crown-of-thorns starfish), 2495 nucleotides long. RefSeq names its product thimet oligopeptidase-like. Gene Ontology annotation, cellular component: mitochondrial intermembrane space. The record is from RefSeq and is a predicted model, not a curated record. Gene Ontology annotation, biological process: proteolysis; peptide metabolic process. Gene Ontology annotation, molecular function: metalloendopeptidase activity. NCBI's taxonomy places the organism in Eukaryota, Metazoa, Echinodermata, Asteroidea, Valvatida, Acanthasteridae.
UCUUUGACGUCUUUCUAAAACUCUCGUAGUACACAAGAAACGCAUUCCUUUUCAGUACUGUUCGAAGCUUACAGCUAUCGGGGAAAAUGGCAUCAGAAUUGCUGAAACAAAACCGACUUCGCUGGGACUUGAGCCCAGAUGGCAUCAAGACAAAAGCUGAAGAUCUCAUUAAGAACACCAAAUCUGUUUAUGACGCAGUUGGGGGCUUAGAGAAGGACAAACUCACUUACGAAAACACCGUCUUGGCACUGGCUAACAAUGACUGUGAGUACAGUGUGCAACGUAACAUACUGGAUUUCCCUCAGCAUACUUCACCUGACAAGGCUGUGAGGGAGGCAAGCACCGAGGCUGACAAGAGACUCUCUGAUUUUGACGUAGAGAUGAGUAUGAGACAGGAUGUCUUUGACAACCUUGUUGCUUUCCAAGAGAAGACUGACGUCAGCAAGCUGAAACCUGAAGCCAGGCGUUACCUGGAGAAGCUCAUCAAGCUGGGAAGACGAAAUGGUUUGCAUCUACCUAAGGAUGUGCAGGACAAGGUCAAAGCCUUGAAGAAGCGAGCCAGUGAUAUCUCUAUUGACUUCAAUAAAAACCUGAAUGAUGAGAACACUAUACUGGAAUUCACUGAAGAAGAACUAGUUGGCCUUCCUGAAGACUUUAUUAAGAGAUUAGACAAGACAGCAGAAGGGAAGUGCAAAGUGUCACUGAAAUAUCCUGAUUACUUCCCUGCCAUGCGUAAAGCCCGCAACCCUGAGACCAGACGAAAGCUAGAAUUUGCAUUCAACUCAAGAUGCAAGGAGGAAAAUACCAAAAUAAUGGAAGAACUGGUUGAGAUACGCCAGAAGCUUGCUGACCUGCUCGGCUAUCCCACUCACGCUGCCUACAUCCUAGAGCUGCGCAUGGCCAAGACACCGGAGACCGUGUCCAAGUUCCUGAAGGAUUUAGUUGGGAAACUCCGGGUGCUUCAAACAGCUGAACUGGAAACCUUCUUGAGCUACAAAAAGGAAGAGUGUGAGAAGUACGGCUUCCCCUUCAAUAACACCAUUGACUUAUGGGACAUGCGGUAUUACAUGAACAUGGCUGAAGAACGACAAUAUUCCAUCGACCACAACAAGCUGAAGGAGUAUUUCCCACUAGAGGUUGUGACCAAAGGUCUCUUGGAGAUCUACCAGGAGCUCCUGGGACUGAAAUUUGAAGAGAUUCCCAAGGCUGAUGUCUGGAAUGAUGACGUCACAAUGUUUAGCGUGACUGACAAGGAGUCAGGUGCUUUCAUGGGCUUUUUCUACCUUGAUCUCUUCCCUCGAGAGGGCAAGUUUGGUCAUGCUGCCUGCUUCGGUCUGCAGCCUGGUUGUGCAGCACCUGAUGGGUCCCGCCAGGUUGCUAUAGCAGCCAUGGUGGCCAACUUCACCAAGCCGACCCCGGACUCACCCUCACUGCUUACCCAUGAUGAAGUAGAGACUUUCUUCCAUGAGUUUGGUCAUGUCAUGCACCAGCUGUGUGCCCAGGCUGAGUUCAGAAUGUUCAGCGGCACGCGCGUGGAGCGUGACUUUGUGGAGGCGCCCUCACAGAUGCUGGAGAACUGGUGCUGGCAGGCAGAGUCACUGCGGCGCAUGUCGGGCCACUACAAAGAUGGGACGACCAUUCCGGAUGAGAUGGUGAACAAGCUGGUCAGGGCCCGUAAUGCCAAUGCUGGGGUCUUCAACCUACGGCAGAUCCUACUAGGAACAUUUGAUCAGACCAUACAUACUUCUGCUAAGGCGGACACAAGCGCCAUAUAUUCCAAACUGUCACAAGAGAUUCUGGGGAUACCGGCCACACCGGGUACCAACAAGGUGGCCUCAUUUGGUCAUUUGUCGGAUGGUUACGAUGCUCAGUACUAUGGGUAUCUGUGGAGUGAGGUUUACUGCAUGGACAUGUUCUACUCCCGUUUCAAGAAGGAAGGGAUUAUGAACCCCAAGGUGGGAGCAGAUUACCGCAAGUACAUCCUGCAACCAGGGGGCUCUAUCGAUGCCAUGGACAUGCUGAAGAAUUUCCUGGGUCGUGAACCCCAGCAGGAAUCUUUCCUCCUCAGCAAGGGCCUGAAAGUCUAAGCAUGGUGCCCAUUGGGCAAGGAGUCCACACCAGAACCGGACACACCAGCAAGUAUGAGAAGAGGGGAACGUUCCCCUUUGGUGGACUUUUAGGAGCUGCUUUUCCGUCUCCUUGAACUCAAAAUACCAGAAAACAAGACUGCUUGUUCAAAGUGAAGGCGUCUCAUUGUUGGCUGGACAUUUCUUUCUUCUGUUCGUAUUGUGCAAUGUGCAGGCUGCAUCAGUUAUUUCAUGUUUGCUGAUGGGCACUACACCAUUCCCAUUAUCUUUGCAUUUAAAUUCACAGAUUGUCAUCUUGUUUGAUGUAUGAAAAUUGCAGUCACUGCUUAAUUGACCACUUGCUGCCGGGGAGCCCGUUUUUCGGGUACCUUGGGUAUGUACGCAUAGCCGGGGUGCCAAAAUCGGACA